AAACCCUGACCCCCCGACCAGCGCUAAACCCUUCAACUAACGACGGCUUUAAGACCUAGCUUCCUUGCUGUAGAGGAAGAGAGAACAAAGGAAACAUAUUGUUUGUAACAGUGUUGAAGCAAAGAUGUCGCUUGACGGGAGCUUUCGUCUUGAAUCCCAGCUGGAAAGGUUUGUUAAUCGGCGCCCCAAGCUUGCCAAGGUUCAGCUAUUCGUUUACCUACUGAAUAAGGGUACCGAGCUCACUGAAGGAGAAGUUGUAAAUGCACUGGGAGAGUUGGUUCUGCACCCGAAUUAUACUAUACCAUUGGUGGGAUGUUUUCUACCGAUAGCACGCAACGUUAUUGACAGAACAGUGGAGCUGCUUCGUUUAGUGCCUGACUUGAGUUCAGAUAAUGAUUUGAUGACGGAUUUUGAUGAAGAAAGAUUUAUUGCAGAAGAUGAAGGUUAUGACCCUGCGGACAUUACACAUUUUGUUAAUGUUUAUGCCAGAAAUGGGAAGGGUUUGAGGCUUCAUGAACUUGCAUGUCUUGCAUUCUGUAGGGCACUCGAUUUGGUUCCGCAUUUGAAGGAGUCAAUUUUUAGUUAUUUUAGUUUUGCUCCACCUCCUUUUCAAAGGAUCAACAAGAAAGAAUCAUUUGGUGAAGAAUUUGCUGUGGGAGGAACUUGUCUUGUAGAUAUUGUAAGAGUCUCGUAUCGUUAUCUUUUGACAGCGUCGGAGUUUAUAAUGUUAUGGAACUGGUCCUGUUUUAUCGACCUUGUGAAGAAGUAUACUGAUAUCCCUGUUAAUACCAAUGAAGAGCUAAAGAGAAAUUGUUCUGAUAUAAGAUGGUGUGGGAAAAAAAUAUUAUCGGUGGUUCUCAGUUUAAGUUCAAAUGCAAGUCUGAAUGCUGAAGAAGAUCUUUUGUGUUUAUUGAGGUGGCAAGAAUUUUGUCAGGAUGUAUCGAUAGAAAAAGCUGGCAUGUAUAUUGAAACUUCAAAGCGAAAAGAUAAAAAUUUGGUUGGUGAGUUCAUUGGGUUUGAUCUAGGUUAUUCAGCCCCCUCAACAAACUUUUGCUCUUUGAUUUCUUCCUCUUCUGCAGUACAUACAUUUCUACAAUCAAAGGAGAUCACAAGGGGUGAUGGAAAACCCUUCACCUUGACUUCAGCUGUGAAAAAGAGUUAUGAGAUGGUCUUUUUAGCUGUGAGUCAGAGGUGGCCUGUUCUUUUGUAUGGUCCUGCUGGUGCAGGGAAAACUGCACUUAUAUCAAGGCUAGCACAAGAUUAUGGGAGUCAAGUUCUGUCUAUACACAUGGAUGAGCAAAUUGAUGGCAAGACAUUAGUAGGAAGUUAUGUUUGUGCUGAGAACCCGGGUGAAUUUAGAUGGCAACAUGGUUCUCUUACUCAGGCUGUUUCGAAUGGACUGUGGGUUGUCUUUGAGGACGUGGAUAAAGCACCACCAGAUGUUCAGUCUAUCUUAUUGCCCUUGUUAGAGGGCUCAAGUUCAUUUUCCACUGGCCACGGGGAGGCAAUCAAUGUGAAUGAAGGCUUUCGCAUAUUUUCUACAGUCACAAGCUCAAAACUGGAUAUAUAUGCAGAAGGCAAUAUUUCAGUGAGUGCAUUUUGGAGAAGAAUCUUGGUUGGUACUCCUAGUGGAGAUGACUUGUUAAAAAUUGUGGAUGCAUGGUAUCCGAAAAUGAACCCUCUUGCAGGGAAACUUAUAGAUACAUUCAAACUUGUCAAUGACCUUUCAGCAUCUCAAACAGGAACUAUAUCCUGCAGUGCUCUCGGGCGAUUCUCAUUGAGAGAUCUCUUAAAAUGGUGCAAGAGAAUUGCUGGACAAGAUUUUCUCUCCUUCCAAGAUGGUUUCUCAAUCUAUGCUCGUGAAACUAUUGUUAAAGAGGCAUCGGAUAUUUUUGCAGCUUCAUUUUCUUCUGCUGAGUUCCGUUUGGCUAUAAUGAAUGGGAUAGCUAACUUGUGGUCAGUUGAUGUUGAGACAUUAUGUCCUAUAAAUAAGCCUAUGUUUCAAGAAAUUUCGCAAGGCAAGAAUCAAUGUCUGACAUUACAUGUUGGCCGGGUUGCCUUGGAGUGCUGUCAGAAAAAUUUCUGCCUUGACGAAAGACCUUUUGUUCAAAUACGCAAUUCAUUGCAUAUUCUAGAGAGAAUAGCUUGUUCUGUGAAGCAUAAUGAACCUGUUCUUUUGGUGGGUGAAACUGGUACUGGUAAAACCACUCUUGUACAGAGUCUGGCCACAAAGCUUGGUAAAAAACUUGUAGUGCUGAACUUGAGUCAACAAAGUGAUGUUGCUGAUUUAUUAGGUGGGUUCAAACCAAUAGAUGCACGGUUUGUAUGCUUUCCACUAUACAAGGAGUUUGUGAAUCUUUUUGCUAGAACGUUCUCCGUGAAGGACAAUGAAGGGUUCCUUAAGCGUUUAAGUUGUUUUGUGGAAGAUAGGAAUUGGAAGAAGUUGCUGAUUGGUUUUCAGAAAGGUGUUGAAACUAUUGAAAAAGAACAAUCUAAGUCUGGUGUGAAACGAAAGAGGCCCUUGGAUAGGAAAGUUAAGAAGGAAUGGGAAAAUUUUACCAUUAAACUUGAAAAGGCUCGUGCUCAAAUUAAUGAUUCCGCUGGAGUUAUAUUUUCAUUUGUAGAAGGAGCUUUUGUUACUGCUCUAAAGAAUGGAGACUGGAUAUUACUUGAUGAGGUGAACCUAGCUCCUCCAGAGACCCUGCAGCGGGUUAUUGGUGUACUUGAAGAAGAGAACGGUUCGCUUUGUUUGGCAGAGAAGGGUGAUAUAACCUAUGUAGAUAGAAGUACAAGCUUUCGCAUAUUUGCGUGCAUGAAUCCUGCAACAGAUGCUGGAAAAAGAGACUUGUCCUUCUCACUGAGGAGCAGAUUCUCAGAAUAUUUUGUUGAUGAUGUGGUGCAUGAUGAUGACCUAACUUUGUUCGUUAAUCAUUUUAUAAAGGAAGACCAUUCAAAUAAAGAAAUAGUUAGCAAAAUAGUGCAGUUUUAUAAAGCAGCCAAAAAUGAAGCUGAUGAAAGGCUGCAGGAUGGGGCUAACCAAAAACCCCAGUAUAGUCUGAGAUCUCUUAGACGUGCUCUUGAUUAUAUCCAAAAGGCAAAAUCGAAGUUUGAACGCCAGGAAGCCAUUUUCGAUGGUUUUUGUAUGUUCUUUCUGAUAUUGUUGGAUGAACCUAGUGCUAAGUUAAUGAAUCAAUUGAUUUGUUCAUAUCUAUUGGGAGGUAAAAUACCUAAGCAAAUCCCAUAUGAACGUUACUUGGAUGAAAGACAAGCUCAAAAUAUUACAGCUGGUGGUUUAUUGGACAGCUAUGUCAUAACUAAGACUGUUGGGGAGCAUUUGCGGAACUUGGCGCGUGCCAUAUUUAUCAAAAGAUAUCCUGUUCUUCUUCAGGGACCAACUUCUAGUGGAAAAACUAGUCUUGUUCAAUAUCUUGCUGCAUUAACAGGUCAUGAAUUCGUGCGGAUUAACAAUCAUGAACAUACCGAUCUUCAGGAGUAUUUGGGUUCCUACAUUACUGAUGCUAGUGGGAAGCUUGUUUUCCAUGAAGGUGCCCUUGUUAGGGCUGUGCGGAAUGGACACUGGGUAGUUUUGGAUGAACUAAACCUUGCUCCUUCCGAUGUUCUUGAAGCACUAAAUAGGUUGCUGGAUGAUUUCAGAGAGCUUUAUGUACCUGAAUUGCGUGAAACUCUUCGCGUACAUGAUGAUUUUAUGCUUUUUGCCACCCAAAACCCACCAAAUAUUUAUGGUGGUCGUAAGAUUCUGUCCCGAGCAUUUCGCAACCGCUUUGUGGAAAUCCAUGUUGAUGAAAUUCCAGACGAUGAAUUGACAACUAUUUUGGAGAAGAAGUGUAAAAUUCCUCCAAGAUAUGCUAAAGAAAUGGUUGAUGUUAUGAAGGAACUGCAGCUGCAUAGGCAGAGCAGUAAAGUGUUUGCAGGGAAACAUGGAUUCAUAACUCCACGUGACCUGUUUCGCUGGGCCAACCGCUUCAAGGAAUUUGGGAAAUCGUACGAGGACUUGGCUCAUGAUGGUUACUAUUUGCUGGCUGAGAGGCUAAGAGAUGAGAAUGAGAGAUGUAUUGUUCGCGGAAUUUUGGAGAAGAAGUUCAGAGUCAAACUUUCUCAGGAUUUCAUGUACAAGCAGGAAGGAGGAAGUGGAGGAAGCUUUGAGGUUGGCAAGAAUCCGACAGUGUUAGAAAAUUUUGGGGACAUUGUUCUGACUAAAAGUAUGGAGAGAUUGUACUUUCUUGUGGAACGUUGUUAUAAGAUGCGUGAACCUGUCCUCCUUGUUGGUGAAACUGGUGGAGGGAAGACAACAAUUUGUCAAUUUCUCAGCAUCAUCUUGGGAUCCAAAUUACACAUAUUGAACUGCCAUCAGUUUACAGAGACUUCUGAUUUUCUUGGGGGUUUCUAUCCAGUAAGAGAAAGAUCAAGGAUUGCCAAUGACUUCAAAGAUAUAUGCGUGAAAUUGAUUGUUUCCAAGUCUUUUGCCCACUUUCCUGGGGAUUCAAAAAUUUCUUCCGAUAUUAAUCAAGCUUCUACGAUUCUAGAUAAAGUAUCUAGGAUUAUUAGUAGUUAUAGACUUGGAUUGGUCUCGCAUCCUGAUGUGACAGUGGAAGAGCUUGAUUGUCUCAACAAUUUGAAUCUUCGAUUAGUUGAUCUGUAUCAUCAGUGGGAGACAAUCUUUAGGUGGAAAGAUGGACCUCUUGUUGAAGCAAUGAAAAAUGGGGAUCUAUUUCUGGUAGAUGAAAUUUCUUUGGCUGAUGAUAGUGUGCUUGAGCGAUUAAAUAGUGUGUUGGAGCCAGAAAGGAAGCUGGCUUUAGCUGAGAAAGGAGGAUCUGAUCUUGAGAAGAUAACUGCCCAUUCUGAUUUUUGCCUUUUAGCAACGAUGAAUCCCGGUGGCGAUUUUGGCAAGAAAGAACUAUCUCCUGCCCUUCGCAAUAGGUUUACUGAGAUAUGGGUACCUCCUGUUAGUGGCUUGGAUGAGCUUAAACUUAUUGCUCUUAAGAGAAUUCCAAAUCCACAGCUUGGCAGCUUCAUGGAUCUCAUGUUAAAAUUUUGGGAGUGGUUCAAUAAUUUGCAAACAGGAAGAAUGCUUACAGUGAGAGAUUUCAUAUCUUGGGCAUCUUUUAUUAAUGCAACUGGAGCAAAUUUACAACCAGAAUCUGCUUUCCUACAUGGGGCUUUCCUUAUUUUGCUUGAUGGUCUGAGUUUAGGCACUAAUAUCUCCAAGAAUGAGGCCUGCAGAUUGAGGGAAGAGUGUUUCUUAUAUCUUCUAGAGUUGUUGAAGGAUAUGAACUCUAGUUUUGGUAGCACAAGUCUCGCCAGACUAGAGAAUUAUGGUUGGGCUGACUCUGCUGUUGAGCCUGAUGUAUGCAAUGAUGAAAUGCAAUGUGAUAGUCUCUUUGGUAUUCAUCCAUUCUAUAUUGAGAGAGGUGAUGAUCACAGUGAUGAUGCAAAGUUCGACUUCCAUGCACCAACAACCCGAAGAAAUGUGUUGCGGGUGCUACGUGCUAUGCAACUUCCGAAGCCUGUUUUGCUGGAAGGUAGCCCAGGUGUUGGCAAAACCAGUUUAGUUGUAGCUCUUGGCAAGUCUUCUGGCCACACUGUUGUAAGAAUAAACUUAUCAGAGCAGACGGACAUAAUGGAUUUAUUGGGGUCAGAUUUGCCCGUGGAAAGUGAAGAAGGGAUGCACUUUGCAUGGUCUGAUGGAAUCCUUUUACAGGCACUGAAAAAUGGUUCAUGGGUUCUGCUGGAUGAACUCAAUCUUGCCCCACAAUCCGUCCUGGAGGGACUGAAUGCUAUUUUGGAUCACCGAGCGGAGGUCUUCAUCCCAGAGUUGGGUCUUACCUUUAAGUGCCCAUCCUCCUUCAGAGUAUUUGCUUGUCAAAACCCAUCAUCUCAGGGUGGAGGACGGAAAAGCAUGCCUAAGUCUUUUCUUAACCGGUUCACAAAGGUUUAUGUGGAUGAACUGGUUGAAGAUGAUUAUCUUGCCAUCUGCACUUCAGAAUAUCCUUCAAUACCAAAUUCCGUACUUUCAAAUCUUGUCUUAUUUAAUAAAAGGUUGCAUGAAGACACGAUGUUGUUACACAAAUUUGGUCAUGAAGGUUCCCCUUGGGAGUUCAACCUGCGAGAUGUGCUUCGAUCCUGCGAAAUAAUACAAGGUGAAUGCGGAAAAGCAAAGUCUGAUUGCUUUUUGAAUACUGUUUAUUUGCAAAGAAUGCGGACACCAUCUGAUCGACAAGAAGUCAUGAAGCUAUUUCAUUCAGUAUUUCGAAUGAAGCCUUCUAUAAACCCAUACCCAAGGGUGCAACUCAAUUCACGGUGCUUGACCGUGGGUAGUGUCUCUCUCCAGAGAGUUCACCAUCAGUUAUCACAUCGUGAGGUUAAAGUUUUACCUCAGCUGCGCAAUAGCCUGGAAGCUGUGGCUGAUUGUGUGAAGCAACAGUGGCUAUGCAUAUUGGUUGGCCCCCAGUCGUCUGGUAAAACUUCCUUAAUAAGGAUUCUUGCGCAGCUUACUGGCAAUAUAAUUAAUGAGCUAAACCUUUCAUCUACUACUGAUAUAUCUGAGCUGCUUGGAAGCUUUGAGCAAUACAAUGCCAUCAGAAAAUAUCGUCUUGCCAUUUCUCAAGUUCAGAAUUAUGUGCAUGAGUAUUGCUCCAUGGAGUUAGAGUCAUUGAGUGAGGCAUCCAAGAUAAGAGAUGAUCUUAGUGUUUUGUGGUUUGCCUUCAUAUCAACCAUCAAUGCUGUGGCUUCAACAAAAUACGCCGAUUCCUUUCCUUUGUUGAUUAACAUCAUUGAACAUCUUAAGUCUGAUCUUGUUUCAUGUUCAUUGCCUUUGUCAUGGUCAAUGAGAGAUCUGGAUGUCAUUCUCACUACAAUAAGAAAAUGCUAUGACCACUUGAAAAGGAGAUGUGCAACAAAAUUUGAGUGGGUACCUGGAGUUCUCAUAAAAGCUAUAGAAAAUGGGGAGUGGAUAGUUCUGAAGAAUGCAAAUCUGUGCAACCCAACAGUUCUUGAUAGGAUCAACUCCUUGGUUGAGUUGUCUGGCUCUAUCACUAUUAAUGAAUGUGGUACUGUUGAUGGAAAACCAGUCAUUCUUCAUCCUCAUCCGAGGUUUCGUAUGUUUCUGACUGUCAACCCUGCGUAUGGUGAGGUAUCACGCGCAAUGCGAAAUAGAGGUAUUGAAGUUUAUAUGAUGGAACCUAAUUGGUUGCUUGAUAGAGGAUGUACGGAGCCAGUUGAAGUGACUGAGCGUGAAGAUGCAAGGAGAUUUCUUGUCCUUGCUGGUAUCCCUGUCGGUAAAUUACAUGAUAUAAUGGCGUGCACACACAUCUAUGCCAAGAAUGAAUGUGCACGGUAUAACCUGCAAAUCACACUUCUUGAACUCUCACGAUGGGCGGGGUUGUUUCAAGAGCUACUUACGCAGGGCAAUGAAUUGUCUUGGAGCCUCCAAAUAAGUUGGGAGCAUAUAUACGUUUCUUCUUUAGGUGAAGGCGUGGGAAGACAGAUAGUUGAUAGUGCUCGAAAAUCUCAUUUAUCAGAGUCAGAAUUAAAAAAAAUCCAUUCAUCAGAAGAUAGCCUGUUAUGCUGGCCCGGUGGAUGGCCAACCCCCUUGAAGAUGAGGGAUUUUAUUUUUUAUCCCGAGGAGUCAAGUGUGAAACAAAAUUGCAUGUAUUUGGAGUUUCUAGGGUCUCAGUAUGCUCGCAACAUGCUUAGUUCUGUUUCAAGUCUGCAGCAAACUCUUCCUGCUUCUACCUCUGCCCAAUGCUAUUUUUUUGAUAUUAGGAGCUUACAUGCAUUUAUGUGUCCCGCAGAAUCAGAUAAUCUAGAUAAUUACUAUUGUUAUAGGAAUGAUUUUAAUCCAAGUGACUUUGAGAAAAUGCUUCUAUAUGCUGCUAACUGGGUGUUUGAGCAGGCAACUGAAAGUGAUUACAAACUUUACCUUGUAUAUUUCAGCUAUCUUGCUUCUCUACUACCGAAACCUGAUGGUUUCUUUCGUCGAUUUGUUGACUUGUUGCAAAAGGAACUAGAACACCCUAUAUGGAAACUGAUCUUCAAGUUCCACCAUGAGAUCACAUCUCAAAAUUCAGUUGCAGUAAACCUGAAUGUAAUGCGCCUCCUAUCAGAGGAAUUUACUGAUAUAUAUGGGCCAGAAUAUGUAAAUAUUUCUCAUUGUGAAAAACUCAAAACCGCUAUUAGUAGUGUGAACUUACUGAGGCUAAGCUAUCAUCAGUGGAGCUGUGAGGCAGGAUACAAUCACAGUUCAAAUACCGACCUUGAACCCUUUUUUAGAUCUUUGCAGCACUUGGAAGAUAAUGUUCUUCAAUUUUUUGGGAAGUCACCUGAUAUGUUUUUGAAACCACCCAGCACUGAAGCGCUUUGGCCUUUAUACAAUGAUCUUCUUGAACAUCACAUUCUGUUUUGGAACAGUUAUGUUUCAUCUGCUAUCGAGUCCACUGAUAAUGUCAUGCUUAUUUCCUGGCAUUCUUUAAUGAAGGUCUUGGCAAAGCUGGAGGAUUUUUUCCCGGAACAAGUAAAAAGUGUGAAGAGUGAGAUGUGGAGGAUGGAUAAAGGCCCAUACUGGUCUGCGCCUUUGCAAAAGCCUUUGCUGUGGGAUCAUGGUGGGCAUCCAUUUCAACCCUCUACUGCUGAGUUGUUUGAAAAGAGAUGUAAACUACUCAAGCUUUGUGAUCUAGUAUGGCCACGAAAGAGAAAGGCUUUUGAGCGGGAUGGAAACAAUGUGCCAACUGAAGCUGCGCUAUCUUCAAAUCCAGAACUUCGUUUGCUCGCUAUGCAAGGUGUUUGCAUGUCAUCAUAUGUAAUGGAAAAAACUGAUGAAGGGCAUCUCAAUGUUGUUAACCAGUUGGAAGACAUAUACCAGACUCUCUUUAUAAGGUUAGACAUUGAAAAGAAAAAAUUGGAAGGGAAUUCUCGGUCAAUUCAGCAAGAGCUCCAGCUAUCCAAUUCAUCCACUUGCUGUGUUUUCACUCCUGAAUUGUUGUCUGCCAAAUCUGGGAUUCAUUGCUGGCUAGAGACACUGCCCAUAGCUGAUGAUAUUGGUUUCAUUCUUGAUACAAUGUUACUUCAGCGUCUUUCCCAGAUUGAAUCUACCUAUGGCGAUGAACAACUUUAUGAAUUAACUGCAUUGGCUGGCUGCAUUGAGUAUACUUUGAACUUUUCUAUGAACUUUUCUCCCAGGCCACCCACAGACUUUUUGGGUUAUCAAAAGAUCUUGUGGACACUAGAUGCUCAUGCAUCCGUGCAUGCAGUUAAUAAAAAGAUCUCAAGUUUCAUUCUUGAGAUGUGGUUUGCGUGGCAUACUGCUUUGUGGAACCCUUGCCAUGUUGUUAAUGAGAAUCUUUCCUGGGAUGGAUUUAAAAAUGAUGUUCUACCUGAUAGGCUUUUUAUGCCAGUGAAAAUGACGGCUAUUGAGAAAAUUCUGCAAGGUGCAUUUGCUGUUAGAGAUUACUCCAUGCACAGCCUGAAACUUAGAUCAUCAUCACGCCAUCUCUGGCAUGGUUCUAGAGAUGUUUCAAUAACCAAGUUCCUUUUAUCUGGUGCUCAGUCCCUUUUCCAGCAGAUCAUAAAUGCACACAGAAUGUCAUUUGAAGCAGACACGUACAUGAGAAUCAAGUCUUUCUUUCGUUCUACUCGCGAGAAGAUGAUUACGGAGAAGGAUGUGAAGGACGUGAUUCCUCUUCUUGCAUCUUCGAACCAUAAACAUUUUACAUCAUUGCUUAAUCUCUUAAUUGAGCCAGUGCUCCGUGUCCUUUAUAUCCCAUGUUCAAGCGAUAUUUUGCAUAAUCUGGGCUCUGCAUGGUUAAUGGUUGGUGGCUUACGAUACUGCCUUGUGAUUAGUCACGCAUAUUUGGAUCCCACUUUAAAAUACUCCGUAAAGCACUCUCAGCUCACACAAAAAAUUGCUUCCCUUGAACUUGAGAAUCAGGUAAGAAGACAGAGUACUUACUUAGCAGGUUCUUUUCAGUUAAGAGAAGAUGAUAAACAUACCAAUGUGCUGGAGGGCCUCAACAAUAAGCUGAGGAAUCUUCAAAAAAAGAUUGUAUUCCGCUCUGAUCCUGGGAAGUUCAGGAAUUUGAAAUACGACUGUGAUGAUUUUCUUAAGUCAGUCCAGAGGGUUUUUAGCUGGAUUACAUCCCCAAAAAGUGAGCAUGUGGAGGAUGUGUCUGAUCGAAUCCAAAAUUGGCAGAGGGUUUUUAGCUGGAUUACAUUUGCAAAAAGUGAGCAUGUGAAGGAUAUGUCUGAUCAACUCCGAAAUUGGCAGGAGACCUGUACACGCUUUAUUGAGCGUCUUUCAGAAGAAUAUGCUGAUUACGUGGAUAUUGUUCAACUAAUACAGAUGUCAAUAUAUGAAAUGAAAUUAGGCUCCUCUCUUGUUAUUUCAAAUGCUUUAGAUAGAAAGUUACUUGAUCAACUGGGUAAACAGGACAUGGAUUCUGUUCUGGGGACAAUAUAUUCCUUUAUGAGAUUCCCAAGGGUAUGUGCAAAAAAAUAUGCAAGUUACAAGGUUGACAGUACGCUGUACAAGUUCUCCUGGAAUGAUAUUGAGCUGCCUACAGAUGUUAACACACUGGACUUGCAUUUUCUUGAGGAUCUUGUUUCUACCAAAGAUGAUGGCAUAGCUGAUGGAAAGAUCCCAGCUUCUCUGUACCACAAUAUUCUCGUUCGAUUGAUGCACUCUGCAGCUGAUGCUCACUUCAUGGAUAACUCAUCAUUUGCACUUUUGGAGAAGAUAUUUGAUGAUUUUGCAAGGCGUUGGUUGCACAUGAAACUGCAUAUCAGAAUGAAAGAAGAAGACAACAGUGAUCAACUAGUUAGGUUCCGAUCGCGCCCGCUUAAAAUAGAAAAUAUCCUUGACAGUGAUGUUUCCAAUUUGGAAAGUGCUGCUUCAUAUGAGAGUUUCUCAGAUUGGAAGGAAAUGUUCUAUGGUGAUGAAAUUUCUGACAAUGGGAAAACUGAGAAGGAAUGUGAAACCCCAGAGGAUGAAUGGAAUUCUGUUGAAGAGCCCAUUAUAAAUGACAUGAUCCACAUUCACAAUGAAAUAUUUGGUUCAGUAGAUCUUGUUGAAAAUCCUGGUAAUAUUCACAUAUCUGAUACAGACAGAUUGUCUUCUUUCAUCGAAUCAUAUUCACUGGGUGUAAGAAUGAAAAAAGGUUUAGAUGGUUUCUUCUGCUCAAGUUUGGAUGCUAAGGUUGUUCCAGAACACUUACUUCGCCUGUGUUUGGAGCAUAAACAGAUAUUUGUUUCUCCCAGUCAAUCAGGGCUCGCAUACAACUUUUAUAAGGAUUCAAAUGCACCUGCUAUGGCAUCAAUGGUAGCUCCUUUAACUUCUCUUAAACAGAAAGUUCUCAAUCUUUUGAAUGAAUGGGAUAACCAUCCUGCUCUUCAGAAGAUAGUUGAUAUUAUUGACAUGCUCUUGGCUAUUCCUCUAAGUGCUGCUCUCGCUAAGGCUCUCUCUGGCUUGCAUUUCUUGCUUAAUCGAGUCAACAUGUUAUUUCAGACAGUUGCCAAAUUUCCAUUGGCUGAUCAAAUGAGAUGUAUUUUUAGUUUGGUAUCCUCGUGGCAUAAGCUGGAGUUUGAAUCUUGGCCUGCUUUGCUUAAUGAAGUUCAAGCUCAGUUUGAAACGAAUGCUUCAAAGUUAUGGUUACCGAUGUAUUCAGUACUUCGGCCAAAACAGUCUACUGACAAUAUUGGAUAUACUUCAUCUGUGGUUGAAAGCUUGGAGGCAUUUUUUCAAAUGUCCUGUGUUGGUGAUUUUAGAAAGCGUCUUCAACUACUUGUUGCUUUUCAUGGACACCUGAGUAAUUGCACACUCAGAGAUUCUUCUUCAAGCCCUGAGGAGAUUGUGAAAGUUCUAUAUAACAGUUUUGGCUAUUAUGUGCAGUUCUUGCCAAUGGUUUUGGAUCACAUGGAUGCCAGUAAAAGGAAUAUUGAGAAGGAACUAAAAGAGCUUGUGAAGCUGUGUCGAUGGGAACGGAUUGAGGAUUAUGCAGCCCUAGAGAGCUUUGGGCGAACUAGGCAUAAACUCAAAAAACUUGUUCAGAAAUUUGCCGAUUUACUUCAACAACCUGUUAUGUUUAUUAUCAAUCAAGAAGUAAAAGGAAGGGGACUAAGUUCUCAAACCAUCCAAGACACAAAUUUUUCAGUUGACUUUUAUGAGAGGAGCAGGAAUAUUCUUAAUGCACUUUGUGAUCAGAUUGAGUUCAUAAAGAAUAGUCCUCUAUAUGCUGCUUGGUGGAAGGAAGUUGAGGAUAUUGUUCAAGAUCCGCACGUCAGCAGUAUAACAGAAACUUGUUUUGCUGGCACAUCCUUUAAGGAAAAAAUUAUAGAAGUCGGAAGGAUCCUAAAGGAUGGAUUACCACCUCAGUAUUCACAGAUUUCAUUCUCUGGUAAUUGGAAUCGACUUUGGCAUACAAUAGAUGAAAUAUGUAGGACUCUAAUUGGUUGUGUGGAGGUGUGGAAUGAUGAUAAAAAGAAGUCAAGUAGAAGAAGAGUUUUUUCAGAUCUACUCAAGGUCUUGGAUGUGUGUGGGUUGUCUAAGCACAGAUCAACAUUCAAAGAGGGACAACUAGAAUCCAAUGCAUCAAUAUGUUGGCUUCUUCAGCCGUCAUUCGAACUGCGGGACUUGCUCAUGAUGAAAACUGGGCUAUCAUCUGGUGUUGCUGAAAAUCUCAUUCUUAGACAGCUUCAGGCCUCUUCUGAUGAAAAUUAUAAUUCUAAAUGGAAAUCUGCUAAUCAGUACUACUUCAAGAGCAUCAAAUCAAUGAAACUAUUGCAGAAUAUUAGCCUAAACUUCCAUAAGGAUUUUACUCUCGAACAGGUUGAGAGGUCAGGGUCUUACAUUGACCAUCUUCUUACUAUUCAACAAGAACAGCGUGCAGUUGUCUAUGCUUUUGCUCGACAACUAGCACACUUUAAGGAGUGUCGUUUACCUUUGGUCAAUAUAUUCUCGGACUCCCCUUUUUCUUCUGCUGGUAACACUAAUCUGUGUUUGACCCAAAACCAUUUCAAGUCUUUUAAUUGCUUGUGGCAGCAAAAGCAACUCUUUGAUGGCUUAUGUUGCCUGUUGCAUGAAGAGCGUUUGUUCUUACAAACAGUACUGGAUAACCAUUUGAGUCCUUGCACAAGUGUCAGACAGUCUGCAACGGAUUUUCUUCUUUUCAUUGGAAAACACAUUCCAGUUAUUAAAAAAUCUAAGGAUUUGCUGGAUGAUCUUGUUCUUGGUGUUGAUAGAGCUACAACCACAACCAUAGGGGAAACCCCAUUGCAUCCUUGUGGCAUUACAGAACACAUGGAGAAAAGGUUAACACAAAAUUUUGAAUUGAUCAAGUCCUUUGAGAAUGAACUCCACAGCUUCCGGAGGCAAAUUGGGGAUGGAGAAGCUGCAGUUGAAAAUAUUCUGCUUGAGCAUUUCACUGAUAUAUUUGAGAAGGCCAACUUCAUAGUUGGACAGUUUGGUGCUGAUUGCGACUCUUCAGAAAAUGAUGUUCAUUCUAGUUCCACUCUUCAUGAUGCUGAAAAUAGUUUUGGUUUGUCCCUGAUGGAGACCUGCAAAUAUAUGAUGGACACUCUUAAUGCUAUGGGCUCAUUAGGGCAUGAUCUUCCUGAUAAGCUGAAUAUUGGUGUGUGGAAGGAGCUCCUGCAGUCAAAUAUAGUAACACUCCAACUGGAUGUGAUUAGUGAUAGAUUACUUAAGACCAUCUGUGUAGCUAGAAAAAUAUUGAAUUAUUAUGGCCGCCAAAGUAAAAAUUUAACUUCGCUCAUUAGAAGACAUCUAAAACAUCUAUAUUGCUUGUCAAAUGCAAUUAUGGCUAUUGGAGAAGGUCUUCUGCACUGUUCUCUGGUCAUGCAUAGGAUGGUAUCUGUAAUGACCCAUGUCCUCGCAGAAGUUUUUUCUUCACUGUUCUCCAAUGGUUAUGGUACUAAAGAAGACCAAAUGAACGAUUCCUGUCAAGAUGAAAUUCCAAAUGCAUGUGGUACGGGUAUGGGUGAGGGCACUGGAUGUAAUGAUGUCAGUGAUCAGAUAACUGAUGAAGAUCAACUCAUUGAGGCUUCUAUACCAAAUGAGCAAGAGAACAAUGAUUCAAAUGACUUGUCAAGUGCCAAAGAUAAGGGAAUUGAGAUGGAAGAAGAUCUUACAGGUCCUGCGUAUAGUCUUAGUACAGAUUCCAUUGAUGACAAAGAUGGCAAUGAAGAGGAGGAUGGGGAAAUAGAUUCUGCUAUGGGUCCCACUGGUGAUCACAGUGACAAAGUUGAUGAGAAACCUUGGGACAAGAAAGGUGACGAAGAUGAUGAUAGUAUAGAUGAGAAGUAUAAGUCUGCGCAAUCAGUAAACGACAAUGGAAAUGAUCAGGAACUCCAAGCGAAAGAUGAUACUUCCUCUAAUGAUGAUGAGAAUUAUGAAAGAGAGGGAUGCGAUCCUGGGGAGUCUGAUAAACAACAUGAUGAAAAUGGGAACGCAGAAAGCCCUGAUGAUGAAACCGAAGACAUGAAUUUGGAUGAAGGAAAUGCUUAUGUUGAUCCUGCAGGGUUGAAACUUGAUGAGCAAGAUGCAGGUCAAGCAGAUGAUGGCGGUGAUUUGGAUCCAUCAGAACAAACUGAACCCAUGGAGGAAGAUCAUGCAAAUCCUGAUGUCUCUGAUAACAGUGAGAAUGAUGAGGAACCAACUGACUCAAAGGAUGACAUUCUGGGAGAAACGGAUGACAAACACAUUGAUGAGAAAAUAUCUGGUGGAGCUCAAGAGGAGGACAGCCUUCAGGAAAGCGAUGCAAACGAGGAACAACUCGAGCCAAAUGGAGAUGUUAUUCAGCCUAAUGCCUCCCCGUUUGCUGCUCAAACUGAGCAGAAUGGUCAAAGUGGACUAGAUCUACCUGAGUCCAAAGAUGAUAACCCUGAUGCCGAAAACUUGAAAAACUCAAGCAAAGAGGCAGAACGAUCGAAUGCCGGUGGACUGGAGCAUAACCUUGCUCCUGGUGGAGGCUCUGAUGCAUAUGAUCAAGAUAUCAUGGUGGCUGACUCAUCUAAUGGCGACAAGUUACUAAGUGGUAAUAGAAAUGAAACUCCAAUCCUUCAAGAUAACUCCUCACCCUUGUGUAGGAAUCAGCCAAAUCCAUGUCGUAAUGUUGGAGAUGCUCUUGAUGGAUGGAAAGAGAGAGUAAAUGUUUCUACUGAUAUAGAGGAUAACUUACAGAGUGCAGAUGACUUGGAAGAUAAUGAUGCAGUUGAAUAUCGAUAUACAGGGGAAUUCGAUAAGGGGACAGCCCAAGCAAUUGGGCCAGCAACGACUGACCAGAUCGAUAGAAACGUGAAUGGAAAUGAUGUUGAAGGUGAUGCUGGAGUGAACGAGAAAAAGGAACAUGCUAGUGAAAUGGAUCUCAAUAAGCUCCAACUUCAUUCCCAAGCUAUUGUUAGUUCUGCUUCCACGUUCAACAAUGAUAUUGAAAUGCCAUUGGAGAGGUCGGAAACAGACAAGCAACCUGAACAGUCUGCUGAAGAGGAUAGAAUGGGUCAUGUCGGUGGUGAGUCAAGUUGUUCAUCGUUGAAUCUGAUUUCAGUGGUGAAGAAUUAUUUAAACGAGGAUAUAAAUCAAUUCAGCAAUCUCUCCAUGACUGAUGAUGAUGACUUGGGUAAGGCCUGCAAGCUAGAAGAAGAAUCAACAGGUGACAUGAAAGAUGCGGCUCUUUGGAGAACUUAUGAACUUCGCACCACAAGGCUUUCCCAGGAGUUAGCUGAGCAGUUACGCUUGAUUAUGGAGCCCACUCUAGCCAGCAAGCUCCGAGGGGAUUACAGGACAGGCAAAAGGAUCAAUAUGAAAAAGGUAAUUCCCUAUAUUGCAAGUCAUUAUCGGAAAGAUAAGAUAUGGCUGCGCCGUACAAAGCCAAACAAACGUGAUUAUCAAGUUGUCAUUGCUGUGGAUGAUUCUCAAAGCAUGUCUGAAUCACGUUGUGGCCAUGUUGCUGUGGAAGCUUUGGUGACGGUGUGCCGCGCAAUGUCUCAGUUGGAGGUGGGAAAGUUGGCUGUCGCAAGCUUUGGGAAAAAGGGGAAUAUCCGGCUGUUGCAUGAUUUCGAUCAGCCGUUUACUGGAGAGGCUGGAGUUAAGAUGAUAUCAAGUUUUACAUUUAAGCAAGAGAACACAAUAGCAGAUGAACCAAUGGUUGAUCUGGUGAAGUAUUUGAGCAAUAUGCUUGAUGAAGCUGCCUUAAAUGCAAGGCUACCAACUGGAGAUAGCCCUCUCCAGCAACUUGUUUUGAUAAUAGCAGAUGGUCGGUUUCAUGAGAAGGACAAAUUGAAGCGGCGUGUGAGAGACCUAAUGAAUAAAAAGCGCUUAGUUGCAUUCCUGCUGCUGGAUAGCCCUGAAGAGUCCAUUACAGACCUUCAGGAAGCCACAUUUCAGGGGGGAAGCGUGAAGUUCAACAAGUAUUUGGACUCGUUCCCAUUCCCGUAUUAUCUGGUGUUGAAGAAUGUAGAAUCCCUUCCCAGGACGCUAGCUGAUUUGUUGAGACAGUGGUUCGAGCUCAUGCAGUCCUCAAGAGACUAAGGUUUUUGUACUCAUCACCAUUCAUUUUCUUAUAUUAGAAAGUCUUUCCUUCAGCCUCACCCCACCCCCCACCAAAUCACACACAAAUUCAUCGAUAGGUGUAGACGUGUAGUAUGAUGUAUAGAGAGAGAAGGCAGGUGGAAAAUUCUGUACGUAGACAGCCUUCACCAACAGUAGUGGGCGAAUUCAAAUGCUGGGCGCAAUGGAAUUUUGGCAAGCUAUAUAACAUUCAGCGGCUGUGCAAUAUAAUAUUUAUAUAAUACACGUCUUUUUAUUAAGCUGGCUUAGUAUUUUUAAUUUCAUCCCAUUGGUGGUGGUAGCCGGCAAGUGUAUAUAUUGUGUACUGGUAUGGUGAUGAGUGAAUACUUGAUUAUUUAUCACAAAUCACGGGUGCAGCAGCUCACCUGACAAGAUGACAAAGACGGCUAAAGUUAGUUUCCCAUAAAUAUGAAGGGAAUGCCCGCUGUUUUACAACUACCUACAAGGCUACAAGUAUCAUUCUCA
Molecule: messenger RNA, 17056 nt
Organism: Cuscuta europaea
Lineage: Eukaryota; Viridiplantae; Streptophyta; Magnoliopsida; Solanales; Convolvulaceae
Source: the annotation of a GenBank genome assembly